UCCUCUGUCAGUGAAGAAGAAGAAAGAUGAAGAUGAAGCUGGUUUGGUCUCCGGAGACAGCAUCAAAAGCUUACAUAGACACAGUUUAAUCGUGCGAGAAUCUGGGAACGCCGGGGGCGACGGAGCUGAUCGCAGCCAUGGCGGCGGGCUGGAACGCGAAACUGAUAGUGGAAACAUGGUCUGAAGGCGAAGCCAUAGCCACGAGCAUUGGCUUAACAGUCGCGGCCCAUCACACAAACGCCAAACACAUAUGCAUCCUACCAAACGCGAGUUCCCAGACCGCUUAUCUCCAACUCCAAAGCCAUAUCAAAGAAGAAUCCGCGUUUUCCUCAAACGCACCAGAGAUCAUCGUCGCUGAAAAUCCCGAGAAAGCGAUGAAGAAGCUGCAAGGGGUCGACUUCCUGGUCGUUGAUUGGCGGCAUAAGGAAUUGGCGUCGGCCGUUUUGCGAAACGCUGCGUUCGGUGGCCGAGGAGCGGUUGUAGUCUGUAGAAGCGGUUACUCGACAAGUGCUUCGGGGUUCAGCUGGAGAAGGGCGUUGGCCAGAGACCGGAAAGUUGUAAGAACGGUGACAAUUCCGGUGAUGGGAGGGUUAGAUAUCUCACACGUGGCAGCAACUAAAACGGAAAAGGAAGAUGAUAACAAGAGAAGAUGGAUCAGACACAUUGAUCAAAGAUCAGGAGAAGAACAUGUUAUCAGAAAAUAGGGACAACACAAUUUGAUUGGUC
This is a messenger RNA of Tarenaya hassleriana, 726 nucleotides long. RefSeq lists its product as uncharacterized. The record is from RefSeq and is a predicted model, not a curated record. NCBI's taxonomy places the organism in Eukaryota, Viridiplantae, Streptophyta, Magnoliopsida, Brassicales, Cleomaceae.